Molecule: messenger RNA, 3441 nt
Organism: Penicillium subrubescens
Lineage: Eukaryota; Fungi; Ascomycota; Eurotiomycetes; Eurotiales; Aspergillaceae
Exons: 3
Coding region: 1-3441 (1146 amino acids)
Biological process (GO): nucleoside metabolic process
Molecular function (GO): catalytic activity; protein binding; ADP binding
Source: RefSeq, a predicted model, not a curated record
AUGGAUGCCAGGACCCGAUCCCACGACGAUUAUACAAUCGGGUGGACAUGUGCCUUGCCCGUGGAGACGGCGGCUGCAAAGCUGAUGUUAGACAAAAUACACCCGCCUUUGCCUCGCCUGCCGAUGGACCAAAAUACAUACAUCUUUGGAAGCAUCGGGGAACACAAUAUCGUUAUUGCUAGCUUACCGACUGGCGCAUGUGGCACUACAUCAGCUGCAACGGUUGGGAUGCAGUUGCUGUCUAGUUUUCACGCCAUCCGAUUCGGUUUUAUGGUUGGUAUCGGCGGCGGAGUACCAAGCAGCAAUGCAGACAUUCGACUUGGGGAUAUUGUUGUGAGCCAGCCAACAGACACUUCUGGAGGCGUGAUCCAGUAUGAUUUGGGUAAAGCGCUAAGCGGCAGCCAAUUCAAGCGCACCGGAAUGCUCAAUCGACCUCCUAAGGUUCUGCUGACCGCUCUCGCGACUCUCCAAGCACAUCACCUCACGGAAGAUAGCCGGAUCGUCGAAUUUGUUUCCAACCUACAAGCCAAAAUGGCGCCCCACAAAGCUACCAAAUUCGCACGACCGACGCAAGAGGACUGUCUAUUCCAAGCAGAGUAUGAUCAUAUCGCAUCCGAUACGUGUGUGGAUUGCGAUCGAUCUAAACUACUUCCACGAACCCCACGAGAGCACCAAGACCCAGUCAUUCACUACGGACCCGUCGGAUCUGCAAAUCAGGUUGUGAAGGAUGGCAGGCGGCGAGAUCAGCUGGCUCGGGACUUGGGUAUAUAUUGCGUGGAGAUGGAAGCGGCGGGACUUAUGAAUGACUUUCCGUGUCUGGUCAUCCGGGGCAUCUGCGACUACGCCGACACCCACAAGAAUAAGGAAUGGCAAGGGUAUGCGGCUGCGGUGGCGGCGGCCUACGCGAAAGAGCUUCUCUCGGUGGUUGCAAUCGAUCAGAUCAACUGCACACCAACUGCAGGAGACACACUCGCAGACUCUGUAUACCAGUUUGAUGUCCCUUUAGACCUAACGGCUGUGCCAGUAAUUGAAAACUUCGUGGGACGGCAAGGCGAGCUAGAACAACUCUGGCAGUAUUUACAGCCCGGGCAUUCCCAAUCCCGAAAGGUUGCAGUUAUUCAUGGGCUUGGGGGGAUGGGAAAAACACAAUUAGCGAUUCGUUUCGCACGAGACCACAAAGGUGAUUUCACUGCCAUCUUCUGGCUGAGUGGUAAAGACCGAGACACGCUAAUACAAUCUUUGAGCUCUAUCUUGCCCCGGUUGCCAGGACAGUCACAUGCUGAUGUGGCAAUGAAUGACGAGGAGGUGGAGCAACAAGCUAGAGAUGUGUUAAAGUGGCUAGCAAUAGAGGGAAACUCACGCUGGCUGAUCAUUUUCGACAACAUCGACCAAUACUCCCCUUUCAGUGGCCCUAUUAGCGAUGCAUAUGAUAUUGCUGAAUUCUUCCCUGGAGCCGAUCAUGGCUCUAUUCUUAUAACCUCUCGGCUGCAAGGGUUGACAGAGCUGGGAAAGUCAUUUCCCAUCCAUACACUUGACUUGAAGCAUGCGGUUCAACUGCUCUUGCAAAGCAGCCGUCUAUUAUUGAAGAAUACAGCUAAGGAGCUUCAGAGCGAUCCAGAUACCAUUGCGCUAGCGUGCCGUCUAGAUGGACUUCCAUUGGCAAUCGUCAUCGCCGGGGCGUUUAUGCGUGAGACUGGAACAAGCAUUCCUGAGUACUUAGAGUUUUACAAAGCAUCUUGGACCGACCUACAGCUACAAUCUAAUCCUGAACGCCAGUACCAGCAAGGCAAUAUGCUGCAAACAUGGAUGAUCUCAUAUCGAGAAAUUCAGAGGCGAGACGCGAAUGCAGCGGUACUCCUGCUGUUUCUUGCUUGUUUCGAUAAUCGAGAUAUCUGGUUUGAACUAAUUAGAACUAGCCGUUAUAGCUCGAAUCUCCCAAAUUGGCUGGAAAAGACUACAUCAAGCGGAAUCGAGUUCAAAAUCGGUGUCAAGGCUCUUAUCGGGUUCUCUCUACUCGAGGCUAAGGAACAAGAAGGGGGCUACGCUAUGCACCCGGUGGUGCAAGACUGGUGCAUUCACCUUGCUAGCACAGACAAAACUGUGAAUCCAAUUCAGCUCAAUGAACUGGCAGUGGUAUCUGUUGGGUACAUUGUCCCUAGCGCAAGUACCAGAAAUUAUUCCGAGCUUCAGCAAAGACUUCUUCCACACGCGAACUAUGUACGUCAUAAGGGUUGUUCAGACACUAAUAUCGCGGUAUCGGGAGCAUUUCAUGGACUAGGAGACCUCUACUCUAAUCAAGGGAAGCUGCAAGAAGCAGAGGAGAUGUACCAGCAAGCACUGGCAGGCAAGGAGAAGGCCCUCGGUUCAGAUCAUAUGUCCACUCUCAAUACAGUCAACAACCUUGGGAGUCUCUACUCUGACCAGGGGAAGUUGGAGGAGGCAGAGGAGAUGUACCAGCGAGCACUGGCAGGCUACGAGAAGGUCCUCGGCCCAGAUAAUUCGUCCACUCUCGAUAUAGUUGACAACAUUGGGAGUCUCUACUCUGACCAGGGGAAGUUGAAGGAGGCGGAGGAGAUGUACCAGCGAGCACUGGUAGGCAAGGAGAAGGCCCUCGGUUCAGAUCAUACAUCCACUCUCAAUACAGUCAACAACCUUGGUCUUCUCUACUCUGACCAGGGGAAGUCGAAGGAGGCAGAGGAGCUGUACCAGCGAGCAUUGGUAGGCUAUGAGAAGGCCCUCGGUCCAGAUCAUUCGUCCACUCUCGAUAUAGUCAACAACAUUGGGAAUCUCUACUCUGGCCAGGGCAAGUUGAAGGAGGCAGCAGAGAUGUACCGGCGAGCACUGGCAGGCUAUGAGAAGGCCUUCGGUCCAGAUCAUGCAUCCACUCUCAAUACAGUCAACAACCUUGGGAGUCUCUACUCUGGCCAGGGCAAGUUGAAAAAGGCAGAGGAGAUGUACCAGCGAGCACUGGUUGGCAAGGAGAAGGCCCUCGGUCCAGAUCAUUCGUCCACUCUCGACACAGUCAACAACCUUGGGAAUCUCUAUAAAUAUCAGGGGAAGCUGAAGGAGGCAGAAGAGAUGUACCAGCGAGCACUGGCAGGCUACAAGAAGGCCCUCGGCCCAUAUCAUAUGUUCACUCUCAAUACGGUCAACAACCUUGGUCUGCUCUACUCUGACCAAGGGAAGUUGAAGGAGGCAGAGGAGCUGUACCAGCGAGCACUGGUAGGCUACGAGAAGGCCCUCGGCCCAGAUCAUACGUCCACUCUCAAUACAGUCAACAACCUUGGGAGUCUCUACUCUGACCAGGGGAAGUUGAAGGAGGCGGAGGAAAUGUACCAGCGAGCACUGGCAGGCUAUGAGAAGGCCCUAGGCCCACAUGACAGUAGAACAAGGUGGGUCGUGGAGAGAUUGAACGGGUUGAGCAUUGUAGAUUUAAGAUAG